AUGCAUAAACAAUUUGCAGAACAACAAAGAAAAAAACACUUAAUGUAUAGAAGAUAUGUACUGUAGAGGAAGAGGUAAAAGGAAAAGAAACAGGUAUAAGAAAAACAAAUGAGAUUAUUAUUAUUUUAGUCCCUAGUAUACGGUAAGUCAAGCUUCAAAACGCUAGAUCCUACAAUUCCCACAAUGUAACUCAAAUGUUAGUUUAAGUCUUCCAAACUUUAUGCCCUCUCUCUGUAUUACAGAUUUUCUGUCAGACAUUUGAAUUCUCAAGUCCAACCUGACCCUGAUGACAUGAUCAGGGACAUUUCCUUAGAUUUGGCAGAGCUCCUUCAGAGGUGAACACAGAACAGAGUAUAGAACUGUUUUUUCAGGCUGAGUUGUUCCCUUUGAUGAUCAAACUGGUCCUUAAUGUGUAAAACUGGGGAAGUGGGCAGGACUUGCUACACUGCAUGGAGGGUAUUAUAGGUGGGGCGUUGGCACAGUCAACAUCAAACUUUUGCUUUGGGGCUUUGUAACUGGUUAAUCGACCCAUCCAUCCUUCACAGAACAGAAAAUACAAGGAUCUCUGUCACAUGUAAAUGUAUUCACACCAUGUGUUGUAAUUAGCAGCAUCAGGAGCAUCUCUGCUACACUGCAAGUCAAAAUGUAUUUUAGUCAUUGUUACUUCUCUCGGAUGUUUGACCCUCACUGUGCUGAAUGAUGCAUGAGCAGAGUUUGACAGAGGCGGAUUGUUUUCAUGUUUUCACCUUCAUCUGCUAGAGGUGAAGAUUUUGUCUGAGCUCACUUUAAAUCUGAGUUCAAGGUGUGUACCUGCCAGCACCAUUUGUCACAUCACAAUCAGUCUGGAAGCAAAUCCUUGGCCCUGUUCUUCAAACGUGGUUUGGCUAACUCAAGCUAACAUGCUGUUGUCAGGCUAAAUAACAAUGUUAUUUCUCAUCCAGCUAGUUUGGUUCUUUGAAUGCAGUUUGAUGAUUUAUUUUUUAAUUAUUGGAUGAAGUUAACUGGAGUAACAGUGCACUCUAAUUUUGAAAUAAAGGCAAAAUGACUGAAGAGGUGAAACCAUGAUCAGCAUUCAUAUGACUGGCUGAGUGCUGAUAUUCCCAGCAUGCACUGGGGCAACAGAUUCAUGGACACAAGUCUCCUUUCAGGAGUGUUCCUGCAUUGUUACAGAUGUCCUUUGUUUCACAUUGUGCUCCACAAUGUUUCCACACAUUCGUCAUUAACCUUUAGCUAUUACCACUGAAUGUGGUCACACUCUCAAUAACGCUGGUGCAUGAUUGUGACGUUCUCCCUGAAGUGAUAUAAGUCUGCUAUGACAAUAAAACCUCAUGUAGAUCUCUUAAUAGACAGCUUUAAUCUCAUGAAUACUUUCUAGCGACGUUCUAGCAUUUUAAUGUCAAAUAAAAUGCUGUAUGUUCUGGCUCCAUUUUCAAUCGAGUCUAUGUUUAUUUGUUCCCAGCAUCUCAAGAUCUGGACUUUUUCAGAGAACAAACCUUUGUUUUAUAUUUUACAAUGUUUAAGUAUAGAAAAUUAAAUUGUGACAUCAACAGAUCCUAUGGUUCCUCAAUAACCUGCAUAUUCUUACCUAAAAUCAUAAUUAUAUCAACAUUCAUUAUAUCUCCAAGAAAGUGAGCCAUUUGUACAUGAAAAUUUGUUCAUAUAUGGGAUUCACCCUGCAAACCCCAACAAACUGGCAUAAACUGCACAUUUAAAAGUUUGGGCUUGUUGCUCUGACAACGGUACCAGAUGAAUUUUAAACCAGCUUUGAAGAACCAAAAAAAUCCAGACUCAUGUCAAAUUAUCAACAUUAUAAUCUGGAACUUGGUUACAUCGAUGUAUAAAGAACGAGGCACUGGUCCAGUGCAAUUUACACAAGUGUGAUGUGGAAACCAGGUCACAUACAGAGGGAGAGGGCCUUUAUCCAGUUGUUAAACUUUUGAAAAAUAAUAAAUACUUACAUUUUCAUAGAGUAUGGAUUUUGAACGAGAGGGCAGAGAGGUGCACAUAUCAUUUUAAGAAUCUUUAACCAUGCAAUUGAACUUUCUUUUUAAUGGAAAAACCACAUUAGACACCAAUUAUUAUUAUUCAAAGCAGACUAUUGUUAUAUAUCUGGUAGGGAAAACAAUAUAUCGCCAAGUGGUGAUCAGUGUAAGUUAAUCAGCUGUGUUGGGGUGACAAGGCCAGUCACCUGGCUUCCGUUUAGGAUUUGAUGUUGGAGUGUGAGCGCGUGCCAUUGUAGAAAAAUGCACAGUUCAGCAUUUUCAGACAGAGAGAGGCACCAGGUGAAAGCUGUCGGCUGAGAUGAAGCUGUUAGUCUGUGUGCGGAGGCACCCGGCACUCGCACACUUUAUAAAGGUCAUAAUAGUACUAAUAGUGUUGUUAUUAUCGCCUGUUGUGACAGAGGCGGGUUUAGGAUCGGGGCACGCACUGAUUGGCCACGGUGAUCCCCCCCUCGUGUCACGAUGGUUCCGUUUCGUGCGUAUGCGCAGGCGCAGCGACCCCUCUCUUCUGAUAUUUUAUUUACUCCCGAAACCCAAGAUGGCUCCUGUGAAUGUCUCGGUCCCAUAGCAGAUUGAGGAUGCAAGUAGCUGCCGAAAAAACAACUUUUCCCCGACCGUCGCAUCCCCUGGAGUUCAAUUCGUAUGGUGCGGAGGAGGCCUUGACAUCCGUCUAGGCACCGAGCAGCCGUCGGAGCUUCGCGAAACCUUCUUCAAUCCACCAAUUUGGAGUAGUUUCGCGAAGUAGCUCUUCUCCUCGCUGUCGCUGUCUGUCCGGAGCGAGGUUCAGGCAGGCAGCUCAUCCAAAUGGCCGAACCGAGAAAAGUGCAAUUUGUCACCCUCUCGGCCUUCGCAGCUGGAGCAGCCGCGGAGUCUAGGAAACGCCGGCUGGAGGAUGAGGCCGACUUCAGCUUCGUUAGAGCCGGGGAGGUCGAGGCAGCGACCGGGGCAGGAGGUGCUGCCAGCAACGGUCGUCUCGGUAAAACCGGCGACAGGGACAAGGCAGCAGCCGAGAAGAGGGCGACGGUGCGGCUCAACCUGCCUCUGUCCGAGCCCGACGACCGCUCCUCCGCCGAGUUUAAUUACGGCGAACUCAUUCAAAACCUCCAGGCAAAGAAUAAACCUCCAAGUCUGACUUCAGCCCCCAAUCCCAACAACCCCUUCGAUGAUGAGGAGAGAGAGCGGCUCCAGGUUGAGGCCCUGGCAAAAAAGUUUGAAAAUAAAUAUGGUAAUACAGGGAAGAAGAAGAAGAAAGACAGAAUGCAAGAUUUGAUUGAUAUAGGGUUUGGGUAUGAUGAGACAGACCCCUUUAUUGACAACUCAGAAGCUUAUGAUGAGCUGGUGCCUGCCUCUCUGACCACAAAGCUGGGGGGAUUUUACAUCAACACGGGCACACUGCAGUUCAGAGCAGCUUCUGACUCCGAGGGAGAGGAGGGCAAGAAGCCGAAUGACGAGAGGGGGCAGGUGAUUAAGAAGAGGAAAAAGAAAGAAGUGAACAAUGUGGAAGAGAAGAACCCGAAGAAGAACAGAGUACCUAAACAAGGAGUGACGGCGCUCAACCUCCAUCGGCCAGAGAAGAAGAAGAGGAAGAAGCUGAUGAAGGACUCGCUGUACCUGGCAGCCAUGCUCCGCCGCUUCACCCGGGAGAAGGAGGAAAUGAGGAAAAGAAACCCCAACGUGUCUCAACCCGGCCAGGCAGUAGGUGUGGCUAAUAAGCCCAACUCUGCCAACUCUACAAACCACCUGUUAGCCUCUAACUCCGCCCACCCGCCGGGCAACGCAGCCAGCAACGACGUCUCACUGGCAGACCUCACCUCGGACGCCGCUGUGAUGUCACUGCUGGGCUCAGCCAACGAGAAGGAGCUGCAGGAUCUCCUAGGUGACCUGGACUUCAGCUUGUUGGACACUGACCAGCAGCACGCCAUGGCGACGGCCAGAGAGAACGGCAUCCUGGGAGUCGGUGUUCCGACUCAUAAAGCAGCAGGAGGAGGGACCCAAGGGCGAGGCCUUGGGUCUUCCAGCGGACUGUUUUCUCCACCCCCGCUGCCUGAUGGACUGCCUGCUCCUCUUAUUAAACGCAUCGAGGACCUGCGGGCGGCCUCGCGGCAGUUUGAUCAGGAGGGCAGGAAGAAAUUUUUCACCCUGGACAUGAAUAACAUUCUCCUGGAUAUUGAGUUGCAGGUCCAGGAGCAGCCUCCUGAGGCGCGUUCAGACAUCUACUCGCACAUGGAGGCAUUUGUGCCAUGCAACAAAGAGGCCCUCCUCAAACGCCUGAAGAAGCUCAGCCUCAACAUCCAGGACGACCGACUAAGGACGCCACUGUUGAAGCUGAAGCUUGCUGUGUGCAGUGUGAUGCCAGAGCAGAUAGCAAGAUAUAACAUGGACUGCAUGGCCAAGGUUGCAAAGCAGCAGUCAGAGGAGGGCGAUAAGAACGGCUCAGAGGAAGAGGAUGAGGAGAAACCUGGGAAAAGGGUGAUGGGCCCGCGAAAGAAGUUUGUCUGGGAUGACAAGCUCAGGAACCUGCUGUGCAGCUUGGUGCGAGUGAAGCUGAGCUGCUACGACAUGGAGAAGCAGUGCUCUCUGUCUGUGGAGGACUACCUCAAGGCCUUCUUAGAGAAUGAGGUCAAACCACUAUGGCCCAAGGGCUGGAUGCAGGCCAGGAUUCUGUUCAAAGAGAGUCUGGCCGUUCACAGUCACCUCACUGGAAAUCUAGUCAAAAGGAGAAUGGUGCCUGGGCCCAAGGCCAAAGCCAAGGAGGGUCCGUGGAUCCACAAACCACCUCUCACCAUGAUCUCCACACCAUCUCUGCCCACCUCCACAUCUGCUGUGACCGCCAACCGCCAGCCCCCCUCCUCCUCGCCAUCGGAGCCCAUCUGUCUGUCGGAUUCUCUGGAUGAAGAUCUGACUGCACCCUCUCUGGACUCCAUCUCCCACGCUCUGGCCCUCCUCAGCAAUGCGUCCAAGGGUCUUGGGCCCUCAGACAGCCCCUUGUCGCCCCCGCCCCUGCAAAUCCCCACUUCCUCUCCUCCUCCCGUCGCCCCUCACUAUCCCUCAGCGUCUCAGCUCUCUGCCUCUGUCACUUCCACAACGCAGCAUCAUUCCCUGUCUAAGGUGGAGACUGUUCCGCUGACAGCUGCUGGGAACUUGCCAACAACGAUAACAACGCUACCAACCUCCUCUUCUACCUCCUCUUCCUCGUCUCCGGCUGUCUCCUCCAUGGCUCGUGUGCAGGCAGCAGGCUUGUCGUUGGCCUCCAGAACUGCAAAUGGCCCCUAUGGCUCGAUCAAAGGAUCUGGUACUGUGGUCCAAACCCAGAAUCAGAGACACAUUACCAUGGCAUCAUCCAAUCAUAGGCCAAGCCCGGUAAUGGUCGGGAGUAGCAAGAUGCAUCCACACCCCUCCCCAUCGCCUCCAAAGCAACGACCACCUCCCACGGCUUCCCCUCUGCUGCCCCCCCACCAGAAGGGCUUUGUUGGCCCAGCGGGGAUACUGGGAACUAUGGGAGCCCCUCAAGGACUAGCCAAGAGCAGUGCCAAAGCCAGCGGCAUCAGCAGCAAUGGCAGCGCUGUGAGCAUCACACCUUCUUCCUCGCCUUCCCCCCAGUCCCGCUCCAACUCUACCUCCCACCCCGGUCUGCAGUCCUUCUGCCCUCCCUCCCCGGUGGCGUCCUCGCCAUCCCCCACCUCCCACACCUCACACUCCUCACAAGGUAAAUCCCACACACACCACCACCACCAGGCCAACUUCAUCACGCCCAUGCAGGCCACCCUCACCAAGUCCUCCCACAGCAGCAAUUCCUCUCCCAUCAUCAAGCUCACCCCUCGGCCUCCUGCACCCACUCCGCCUCCCUCCUCCUCUCCCUCUCCUUCCUCCUCACCUUCACACCCGCUCUCCCUUCAGAUGAUCCCCAGCCAACAGCAACAACACCAGUACUCCCCCAAAACCCCCAAAACCUUCAGGCCCCCCUUCAGUGUAUCGGGCGGUGGGCAGGUGAAGCAGACGCAGGGCAGUUGCAUCUUCACUGGAGGCCACAAACCUCAGUCCACCACAAGCAACAGUAGCAUCAACAACUCCAACAACAAGGGAGUGGUAUCAGCUGUCUGCAGUCACCCAGACAAAUCUCCCUCGUCUUCUUCACCUUCAGUCUCAGCCAAUCACGGGCAGAGGCAGAGGGUGGUGGGUGGGUCCAACCAGGGCUCAAAGGCAGGAAACGGUUGGGCGCCUUCAGGAACUCUGGCCACGUCCUCCACAACGUCACACCUCUCACAGGUAUCAACAGCAGGCUCUCCCCUCCUGGGCAGCCCCUCUGCUCUGCCCCUGGGUUUCGGGAUGUUGGGAGGCCUGGUGCCCGUCUCACUACCCUUCCAGUUCCCCCACUUGCUCAAUUUCAGCCCUCCUGGAGCCCCAGGGGCCGCUGGCAUGGGCUCAGCCCCCAGCUCCAACUCAGGAUACCCCCUAGCACAGAGCGACCUAAUUGAUCUGUAUAAGAGUCUCCAGUCAGGGUCGCAGGCUGCCCUACCUCCUCACUUGCAGCUUGCUUUCUCAGAUGCGAACCAAAGCCAGGGUGGAGACAUGAAGAGGAAAUCCCACUGACCAAUAACAGCGCAAGAGAGACGGACAGCAGUGGGGUGACAUCACAGCCUCCUGGACACAUCCACCAAUAGGAUUCUUCACUUUGAUUGAUGUUGGUGUGGUAUGAGAGGGCGGGGCUCCACUGCCUCUUUUAAAACGGACCUAAAGGAGAAUCAGUUUAUCCUCGCUACAAAUGGCAAUGAUAAAUUAAUUUAACUGUAUUUUCUAAUGAACCGGGUAUGAGAACAAGACGGAGUGAAUGAUGAGAACACUUAUUUUUGUUCAGCUUAUUUUUAUUUUUGUCAACAUGUUUACAUAUGACCGACCUUGAUCACUGUGGAAUGAGUGUGAGCGAGGUGGUGGCGGCGGUACAGAUGAGAGUAGUAGUACGCUACGUAAUAUAAUUUGUAUUUAAGCUUAUGUGGAAUAACAGGACUCUUGUUCUUGCAGUACAAAAAGAAAAAAAAACAGACUGAGUAAUGAAUUUUUAUUUUUCUGUCUUUUGUCUCAGAUGUGGGAAUCGUGUCCGUAGAAAUUUUAUUGUUGGUCACCUCUGCUCCCACAAAUGACUGUUAAGUAGUAGCUUAAAUUAAUAUUAAUAAAUUAUUUGUAAUUUACACAGGGACAACAACAUGUUAUGGUGAGUGUGUGUGUGAGUGAAUGAGUGUAUGUGUGAGAGAGAGAGAGAGAGAGAGAGAGAGAGAGAGAGAGAGAGAGUGCUGAGGUUGAUUUGAAUGUGUGUAUGUACAUAAAAAACACAAUAUACUGUUAAUUUCUUUCCAGAUUAUUCUGUAUGAAUGAGUAAGGACGUGUAUCCCCUUUUAACAAUAAUGAGCGAGUGUAAGUUUGAUGCCCCUCUCUUGCUCAGUGUGUUUUUGGUGCUGUUUAAUCACACUGGACCUUUUCUGGAAAAAAGACUUGAAUUGAAAAAGUUUCGGGCUCCUCUUCUGGAGAGAGGAGCUGCCUGUGAGAGAGGGGGGAAACGUCAAGAAGUAGCCUACUUGAAUUGUUUUUUGUUUUUUUUUGUUCUUUUGUGAGUUAAGAUUUUUUAUUUACUUUCUCUGCUUAUUGACUCAAACCAACUUAAUAUAACACAACGCCUUAGUUUGUAUUGAAAAAGUAUGAAAAAGAUCUAUGCAGGACUGUAAAACGCUCAAUGCAAAAGUGCAAGUUGUCGCUUGGCUUUCAACCUCUACUCAACUGGUCAGUGCAUUUCUGGAGUUGUGAAUGUUUGUAGAUGUUAUUAUGUCACUUGAGACUCCUUCAUUUCUGGUGUGUGUUCAGACCGAACGUGAAGGGGAUUUGAGAAGCGGAGAGUUUGCAAACAAGUUCGUUGCAAAGAUGUGAUUAGGUACAAGGCACAAAUUGGCACGAAGAUGGUGUCUGUCAGGUGAAAAUGUUUCCGCUUAAGCAAAUAAGUUUUGCUCAUGCCACAUUCACAAGGCAGUGCCGCUUUCACGCAAUGUUAACAGAAUGGGAAGAACAGAAAAAAGAAACAAAAAGUUGGAAGUGUUCACGCAUUAUUCCAAGAUUCCCAUGUCAAUGACUUGCAAGCUAACAACUCGCUGUAUCAUUACAGAAGUGGUUGUGUGGGAGUUAAAAUGACUGCACUGAGAAUGUAGCCACAUAUCCAUUUAAUGUGGCUUAAUUACACUGAGCAGUCUUUGGAUGAUGUUAGGCAACCACAUCUGUUCGGUUUCAGGUUUUUCCAUAGUAGUAAGUGCCAAGUCGGAUAUGUUGGAGCUUUCAGAAAAAUAUAAGUUAUAAGUUAUUAUGACUUGGAGGUUGACAUUGUAAUUACAAGUUUCUGACUUGUAAACAGCAAUAACUCUGACACAACAUUAACAUGGCAUUAGCCCCAAUGCUAGCCUUGUAUUCACACCAGAUAAAUUAGCUUGUUUUGUUUUCUCUCAGUUGUUACCAAGUAAAAAACUAAUACAGACAGGGUACAGCGACUAUAAAAUUAGCUGAAUUGAUUGUAUUAGUGUUAGUAUUGGAUUGUAUUUGUAGCCAUUCGCCAAUAGUUUGUUGAUAUGUCUGUAAUGUUUGUUUUCACCAAGUGGGAAAGUUCAUCAGUAUCAGAAAUUCAUAUUGCCAAGUGAGAAAAACUGUUCAGCCUUCAUAGUUUGAGACGUCAGCAAAUGUGUGACGUUGACGAUGCCACUAACUUUAUAGGAGCUACACACUUUUUGUUUGUAUCUGGUUAUUACUUGGUAAUGAACUGCUACAAAAACGCAACAAAAGUAGCAAAUGUAACGUUGAGGGCAGUUUAAGGCUAAAGAGAAGAAAAGAGACACUGGAGAGAAAUAACAAGAACUGGUGUUUCUGGUGAGCCUGCACGCAAAAAAAUUCCCUUCGCUGUCAGUCUGAACCCCGUGAUAGAGAUACCUUCCCUCUGCUGAAUACCUCCGUUAACAAAAUCGUUCUUCCUGAGUCUCGCUGUCCUCCCCCCGACUACUUCCCCGCCCUCCUCCAUGUGUGUCUGACUGACCGGCAGCACCAAGAACGACGCCAAAGAUUGCUCCUGUAGUCCUUUUUUUAGAUGGGGUGUUGCUGGUCAGUGUGUGUGAUUGAUCUGACAUCUUCCCUAAAACUGUAAACCCAUGAGUGUCAUUGUGAAGUCAUGUGACUGGAGCAGUGGGUGACAUCUUAUAAAUUGUGCUUUCUUUGGGGGUGGGGGGAGGAUAAAAAUGACAUUUCGUGGUUAACUGGUUACUAUAAUUUGGUCUUUUGUAGAUUAUUUUUGUGUGUCAAUUAUGAAAUUAAACAAAACAGGUGGUUUUCA
Molecule: messenger RNA, 9354 nt
Organism: Seriola aureovittata
Lineage: Eukaryota; Metazoa; Chordata; Actinopteri; Carangiformes; Carangidae
Gene: ubn2a
Product: ubinuclein 2a
Exons: 17
Coding region: 2805-6590 (1261 amino acids)
Cellular component (GO): nucleus
Source: RefSeq, a predicted model, not a curated record